Trachymyrmex cornetzi is the source of this 620-nucleotide messenger RNA. RefSeq lists its product as uncharacterized. Bases 132 to 590 code for a protein of 152 amino acids. The transcript is spliced from 2 exons. NCBI's taxonomy places the organism in Eukaryota, Metazoa, Arthropoda, Insecta, Hymenoptera, Formicidae. The record is from RefSeq and is a predicted model, not a curated record.
GAUUGUUAUUGGUAGAGGCGGAGCUUAUUGUGAAUAACCUAUACCACAGUUAUUCGCUAAAAUGUACUGGUUCUUUUCAAACGCGCAAAUUCGAUACUUUUAAAAAGGCUAAUAAAAGAAUAAGUGUAAUAAUGAGUUUUAAAGCAUAUAUGGCUGUCUUAAUAAGUGAAAUGUAUAAUGACGAAGAUGAUGAAGUAUCUCCAGUAGAAACUUAUAAGCACUUUUUUGCAAAACGUGGAAAAAAGAGAAAAAUUAUGACAUUAUUAAACACAAACGAAAGACAACAUCAUAAUCGCCCCGAAUUAUAUUCCGAAUUUUGGAUUGAUUUAUACACUGAAUAUGACUUUUUUCUUAUUUUUCGAAUGAAACAAUCAACAUUUCAAAAUUUACUACAAAUUAUAAUGCAACAACAAGAAAUGCAAAGAGCAUUUACUGGAGGAUUUGAAUCUGUGCUACCACAGAAGAUUCAACAAAUAGCUAUAUAUUAUUUAGCAAAUCAAAUAUCUAUGGCACAGAUUGGAGACAAAUUUAAUGUAGCAUCAUCGACUGUUUUCAAUUGUAUAAAGCGGGGAGCACAGACUCUUACAUAACGCAUAAUACAUGAGGCAUAAGAAAUUGAA